Platichthys flesus (European flounder) is the source of this 1490-nucleotide messenger RNA. RefSeq names its product VIP36-like protein. The transcript has 8 exons. Gene Ontology annotation, molecular function: D-mannose binding. Gene Ontology annotation, biological process: endoplasmic reticulum to Golgi vesicle-mediated transport; endoplasmic reticulum organization; Golgi organization. The record is from RefSeq and is a predicted model, not a curated record. NCBI's taxonomy places the organism in Eukaryota, Metazoa, Chordata, Actinopteri, Pleuronectiformes, Pleuronectidae. The coding region runs from base 12 to 1085 and encodes 357 amino acids. Gene Ontology annotation, cellular component: Golgi membrane; COPII-coated ER to Golgi transport vesicle; endoplasmic reticulum membrane.
AGUGUGUAAAGAUGGUUGCGGCUCUAAAGAUGUCCAGUCUGGCUCGAACGAGAAGCUGCUGGUUUUUAUUUCCAAUGUUUCAUUUAAAAAACAUCCGAGCGCUUACAUGUUUGUUUGCUGCCGCGUGUGUGUGGACGAGCCCGUCGCUGGCGGACGAGCAGGAGUUCAUGGAGGACUUUCUGAAGCGGGAGUAUUCUCUGACCAAGCCUUACCGUGGGUUGGGCUUCUCUAGUUCCGCACAGUGGGAUCUGAUGGGCACUGCCAUGGUAACGCCUGACCAUGUGAGGCUGACCCCAGACCUGCAGAGCAGGCAGGGAGCCGUGUGGAGUCGAAUUCCUUUGCUCUUGCGGGAUUGGGAGCUAAAGGUGCACUUUAAAAUCCACGGCCUGGGAAGGAAGAAUAUGAAUGGGGACGGAAUGGCCAUCUGGUUAACCAGAGAUCGCAUGCAGAAUGGUCCUGUGUUUGGUAACAUGAAUCAGUUCACUGGACUUGGUAUAUUUAUGGACACUUACCUCAAUGCAGACAAGACCCACGAUAGGACUUUCCCUUAUGUAUCAGUGAUGCUGGGGAAUGGGACUUUGUCAUAUCAACACGAGCAAGAUGGACGCCGCACUGAACUAGGAGGGUGUACAUCCAUGGUGCGCAAUGCGAUCUUCGACACAUUCGUCCUCAUCAGAUACUCCAAAAACAGACUGACGCUCAUGGUGGAUGCAGAAGGUAAGCAGGAAUGGAAACACUGUGCUGACAUCACAGGGCUGCGGCUACCUACAGGAUACUUCUUUGGAGCCUCCUCUGCCACUGGAGACUUAUCAGAUAACCAUGACCUCAUCUCCAUGAAGCUGUACCAGCUGACAGUAGAGAGGACUCCAGAGGAGGAGAAGGAGCUGGAGGAGGAGGAGGAAGUCAUCAUUCCCAGAGUUGACAACAUGGAACAGUUUCAAGUUGUUAUCCAGGAGGAAGGGAUGAGCAGAGUCCAGUUCUUCUUCACCCUCCUAUUCUCCAUCCUGGGCCUGGGUGUGCUGGCAGUGAUAGGACUGGUGCUUUACGGACGCUGGACAGAAAAGAGACGUAAACGCUUCUAUUGAUCAUGGAGCAAUGAUCCGUAUAGGUUUUCAGAAUGUUUGUUGCUUUAUCAACAUACAUGACAACAAUGCCAAGACUUGCCACAGCUUACUGAAACCAAACAUUCAAAUGAACAAUGAGUGAACAACCUUGUGGGUCUGAAGCCCAGAAACAGAAAUUAGCCGAGAUGUACAGGUGAAGAGAUCAGGGACAGGUAAGCCAGCUGUAGAUUAUUCUUUAAAGCUGCUUUCAGACAUGUAAUGAGCUCUGGAGAUUCUCUGAAAUUUCUCGGGAGGAGGUGAAUGUGUGAAGGCGAUUGUCCGAGUGAGAGCCCCUAGAGUUUCUGUGGUCUUUCUCCGCCUGGCUCAGAGGAGCUAAUGAAUGAAAACAGCUGGAGAUUCCCUAGGAUUCACUACGAGCAAGAGGGG